Messenger RNA from Tribolium castaneum (red flour beetle), 2047 nucleotides. It is a transcript of the gene Dbp73D, whose product is annotated as Dead box protein 73D. The coding region runs from base 209 to 2014 and encodes 601 amino acids. The transcript has a single exon. Gene Ontology annotation, molecular function: nucleic acid binding; ATP binding. Gene Ontology annotation, cellular component: nucleus. The record is from RefSeq and is a predicted model, not a curated record. NCBI's taxonomy places the organism in Eukaryota, Metazoa, Arthropoda, Insecta, Coleoptera, Tenebrionidae.
AUGAUCAUUUUGUUUAAUUAGAUUACUCGGAAAUUGAACAGUUUUAUUAUUUUUGGUCAAUUUGCAAUAAAAUCUAGGGUAAUAUUCGUAAAAGGGCCUACGAAAUUUUUCGCGAUGACCGGAUUGCGGCCAUAAUGUAACAAGUUGUCAAAAAACGAACGUAACCUCAAAUUCGCACAUGUCUUGAACAGUAAAUUUGGCCCAAAAAAUGGAUUUGUUUGUGAUAAAUCGUCACGGCGACUCCAAGCCGGAAGUGACGGCCGAGGAGGAAACCGCCAAACUCGCCACAGUCCUCAAACGAAUCGAACGCAAGAAGCAGCAGCGUAUCCGCCAGCGAGAGCGCGAACGUGAAAAGCGCCAGACCCCGAAAAAAAACCCGAAACAAAAAACCACAGUCCCCAGACGCCCGCCUAAAACCCCAGAAGCAGACGAAUUCAUCGAACCUCAACCGAAACUUAAACGGCCCCCAGAUCUGAACAGUUUCACAAUUCUGGGGGCCUCAACAGCGGCGAAAAAACCGAAAGCUGACCGGGUUUUGCCCCAGUGGCUCGCCCACCCCACUGUGAUAUCGUCAGACUUGCAGGAAUUGACCUGUAAAGUGUCCAAGUUGAAGGAGUUGGAUAAGGGGCUCAGGGAGCAAUUGAAAGCCAACGGGGUCAAGUAUUUGUUUCCGGUGCAGGCGGAAGUGAUCCCGUGGGUGUUGCAAUCGCGCCAAAAUGCCGAUAUCAUGUUCCCGAGGGACGUGUGCGUGAGUGCGCCUACCGGAAGUGGGAAAACUCUCGCGUUCGUUUUGCCAGUGGUUCAGACUUUGAAACAGUUCACUGUGAGGAAAAUCAGGGCUUUGGUGAUUUUGCCGACGCAAGAUUUGGCCGAACAAGUGUUUAAAAGCUUCAAGUUGUACACGCAAGGGACGCGAAUCGAAGUGGGCCUGGUCUCAGGCAAACAAAUGUUUCAAGCUGAGCAAAAACAAUUGGUUUAUUUCAACGAGUGCUUUGGUUUUGUGAGCAAAAUUGACAUUCUUGUAUGCACGGCUGGUCGGUUAGUGAACCAUUUAAAAUCGACCAAUGGUUUUAAUUUACAAGCGCUCGAAUUUUUGAUAAUUGACGAAGCUGAUCGUGUUUUGGAAAGUGUUCAAGACGAUUGGUUGUAUCAUUUGGAGAAACACAUUUACACGAUUCAAAACAGGAAAGUUUUAAAUGUGUGUACUUUACAGAGACAAAGGGCGCCUCAGAAACUCCUCUUUUCGGCGACUUUGACCCAAGACCCCGAAAAAAUCGAAAAAUUAUCACUUUUCCAACCGAAGCUUUUCACUUCAUCGGUCGUGGAAAACUACAACGAAAGUGAGGAAAAACCCAUGAUUUUGACCGGAAAAUACACAACACCGAAAGAAUUAACGGAGAAAUACAUCGUCUGUUCUAAAGACGUCAAACCACUCGUUUUGUACGCGUUCCUCAAACGUGAAAAUUUGACUAAAACUUUGGUUUUUACUCAUUCAGUCGAAAGUGCCCACAGGCUUAAAAUCCUCCUUAAAUCACUCUUUAAAAAACGGUUAAAAAUCGAGGAAAUUUCCUCAAAUUUGAAGGGGAAAAGCCGAGAUGAAUUUAUUUCAAGUUUUACAAAAGGUGAAGUUGAUUUAUUGAUUUGUACAGAUUUUUUGGCUCGAGGGAUUGACUUGCCGGGGGUUAAUUGCGUGAUUUCUUAUUCAGCCCCCAAAUAUUUGAAAACGUACAUACACAGAGCCGGGAGGACAGCUAGGGCGGGUGAAUCGGGGUUGGCUGUGACGCUACUACAUGAGGAACAAGUGCCGGCGUUUAAAACCUUGUUGAAGAAAGAAAUUGAGGAGGUUGAGGUUGGGGUUGAAGAAUUGGAGGGGUUGAGUGAAAAAUAUAAGAAGGCGUUAGGGAAGCUCAAGGAGGCGGUUAACGAGGAGCAAAAAGUGGGGAUGGAGAGUGUUUUGUCCAAGAAAAAGGCUUUGAAGAAGCUCAAGAAAAAGGUUAUUAAUUCGGUUAAAUAGCAAUUGUUUUGGAGUAAUAAAAUAUUUUUUGUU